AUGAUUCAGGCGGACGACAACUACACUCAAGUGUCAGCAUUUGUUAUUGUGGGCUUCCCGAGUCUCCAGCCGGAGUAUUUUGACAUCGUGGGAUGGUUCUUCUUCUUCCUGUACGUGACCAUAGUGUUGGGAAACCUGCUGCUAGUGGUGGUGUUCGCUCUGGAGCACAGCAUCCAGAAACCCAUGUACAUCAUCAUGCUCAGCCUGGCCCUCUCAGACAUAGGGUUUCCAACUGUGGCUUUACCAAAACUAAUUGCUCGAUACUGGUGGAAUGAUGGGAGACUCAGCUUUCAAACAUGUCUGUUCCAGAGGCACAUGAUCCAUUAUUUUGGCUCCUUAAACUCUCUUAUUUUAUUAACCAUGGCCCUGGACCGUUACUUUGCCAUCUGUUUUCCUCUUAGAUACCCGACGGUGAUGACAAACCAAACCAUGACAGGCCUUACCGUCCUCACCUGGGUGGUCGCACACAUCUUCCCAAGUGUUAGCUCCUACCACAUCCCCACCAUGUUGUUUUGUGGGCUCAACAAAAUCAUGAAUGUGUUCUGUGACACCAGAUCUGUAGUAGCUCUAGUGUGUGGAGACAUCAGCCGCAAACAUAUGCAGUCCUUCGCUACGGCUCUGUUUAUUCUUUAUGCUCCUCUGUCGCUCAUCGUCAUCUCUUACAUUGCUCUAAUUGUCACAGUGCUGCACGUGGACAGUGGAAAGGGCCUAGUGAAGACGUUCUCUACCUUUGCCACCCAGGGUUGCAUCAUUUCAAUCUACUACAUCCCACGUUUCUUUGUCUACGCAGCACCUUUCUUUCCCAGCCUAACAAUGACCCCUGACAAGCGUAUAGCAGCCACUCUCUUCUACAGUCUUUUCCCGCCAUUGAUCAAUCCAUUUAUUUACUGUUUGAGAACCAAGGAGAUCAAGCAGAUAUUGAGACGCUGGAUUCAGAAACGAAAAAGCGUUUUUCCUAAAAGCAUAAAAGCAUUUCCUAAAAGCAUGGUGAAAAUAGAAGAAAAGUAG
This is a messenger RNA of Sphaeramia orbicularis (orbiculate cardinalfish), 1008 nucleotides long. Its product is annotated as olfactory receptor-like protein DTMT. The record is from RefSeq and is a predicted model, not a curated record. The transcript is spliced from 4 exons. Gene Ontology annotation, molecular function: olfactory receptor activity; G protein-coupled receptor activity. Gene Ontology annotation, biological process: G protein-coupled receptor signaling pathway. Gene Ontology annotation, cellular component: membrane. Lineage: Eukaryota; Metazoa; Chordata; Actinopteri; Kurtiformes; Apogonidae. Bases 1 to 1008 code for a protein of 335 amino acids.